GCCCUUGUCAGUGGCGUGCCUCAUUGCCAAAAAAAUCCUCCAGGUGUAUGCCUGGUUGCCUGACGCACCCUCCCGGGCCACCCUGAAGGCUGCUCCUCACGCGUCACUUUGACAUAUAACCCUCUAGCCAUGGACCCUCUUCCUCAAGUGCCCGCCUCCGCGGCCCUCAACGACUCCACAGGGCCGAUCCGGGAUAUUUUCCAGGAAUACCUGGAAAGGCCGCAGUUCCCCAUUGAGGUGGCCAGAAACAUCCGGAUCUACUCAGUGGAUGACAACCUGAGCCUCAAGGAGGCCGCCAAGAACACUUUGGAGAUCCAGCGCAGUUUGGAGGAGGAGUCGCAGCUGAUCAGCGGAGCCGAGUUGGACGUGCUCCAGCAGCUGCCACAGCGGGAGGAAAACGAGUUUUUGAGGGAAAUGAUGCGCCUCAAGCCCUGCGAGGUGUUUGCCAGCAUCUGCCUGCCUGACAAGGUCAAGUAUGGGCUUCUGGAGAAAUGCGACCUCUAUCCGGAGGUGACCAGGCAGUAUCUGGACUUCCGGUUCAACCCCUCCCUGCACCGCUGCCAGAGGUGUUUCCCUAUCAAGGAAAACCUGCCCAGCCCCACUAGGGCUGCUCUCGCCAAGGAGGCAAAGGAGAGGGAGCCCCCCAAGGGGCCCCCCCUGAUCCUGCAGCCGCCCCAGGUGGUUUUCCAGAACUUCCAGCCCAACUCCUUUUUGGAGCAAAGCUUCCAGAUCAAGAACGUGAGCAAUCGCGUUCAGCGAGUGAGUGUGAAGGCGCUCCCCAAGCGCCCCCAGAUCUUCCAGCUUCAGUUCGCCGCCUGCCGGCAGCUGGCGCCCGGCAUGUGCCUCAAAGGCGCCAUCCGCUUCACUCCCGCCCACUCGAAAAACCUCCAGGACUGCGCCCAGUUCAUCAGCGGCGCUGGCCAGCUCCUCACGCUCCCCAUCCAGAGCCUCCAAUCCCCCCCGCGGCUGCAGGGCGUCAUCUUCAAGUCCCCCAGCGGUGUGCCUAGACCCUCCCCAGGCUUUUCCCUACAGCGCCAAAGCGCCCUCAACGACUCCAUCGACUUUGGCAGCUGCUUCUGCACCAAUCACGUGCUUCUCUCGUUGCUGCUGACCAACCACGGCCACAAGGGCCGCUUUUUCUGGCUGACGGAGGAGGAGUUCGCCGACCAGCACGUGCAGACCAUCACCCAGAGCCUGGAAAUGAGCACAGGGAGCUUCUGGGUCUACCCCAGCUACUUCGAGCUGUUGCCCGGCGAAAUUUGCGAGAUCCAGAUGUUGUUCCAGCCGAUCCGGUGCGGCUUCCAGGCGCAGCCCGUGAGGCUGAUGUGCGACAACAACACCUACAGGCAAAUCGAGCUGAUUGGAGACGCGGUGUGCUUCAACAAGAACAUGAUCGAUGUGGAGAUCCCUCAUCAAGUGCAGCACCUGCAGAACAGGCCCGGCCAUUGCAUUUUCCUCGGCUACAGACGGGAGGCGCAGUUCACGUUGAGGAUCUCCAACCGCAGUGCGCUGCUCUUGAAGUACCGCCUGGAAAUGGGGGACUGGAUGCGGGUGGCCAACCUGCCUCCCCAGGGCCUCGCCCCCUACAGCCGCAUUGAGGUGACAGUGAGCUGCGUGUGCCCCCCAGAGGUUUCGGGAGGAUACAACAGCAGCCAGAUGAGACUACUCAUCCUGGAGGUCCCAGUUGCCAGCCUUGAGAGCCGGGAGGAGCUCCUGGUGGCCAACCGCCAGCCCCAAGAGGAAAUUGGGAGAAACCUCGCACUGGUGGACGUGCAGGUGAUGCAGGUGGAGGUGGCAUGCUUCCCAGGCUUCCCCCCAGCGGAGGCGGAGCCUCCCAAGGCCCUAACCCCGUGCCCGCAGCCCCUUUCCCUACCCGUGCCUACAGCCCAAGUGGAGUUCAGCCGCCCGUUUCUGGACUUCGGCAUCCUCCCAGUGGGGGUGGACGUCUCCAAAGCGCUCUCCAUCGAAAACCUGGGCUCACUGGAACAGGCCUGGCAUAUAGAGGAGAUGGAGUAUCGCCUGGACAAUCCCCCCUACGCCCAUCUCCUGGAGAAUCCUCCGAUUUCCCGGAGGCGCGGGCGACUGCGCCCGCGCCAAUCCCUCCAGCUCAGCUACCAGUUGCUAGGCAAACCUCCAGGACGUGGGGUCUCCAUCCUGGUGCUCCUCACGCGGCCCCCCACUCCCCACGCCCCAGAAGCGCAGAGCAUUUGCGUGGUAACCUACGAAGUGAUCGAGCUGGACAUCCAGGUCGAAACCGGCCACUCCUCCGAAGCCAUUCUCUGCCCAAUGAAGAUGCUCUAUGUAGGAGUGCCAGAGGCUUUGAGCUUCGAGCUCCACAACCGCAGCCUCAUCCCAGGGGCGUUUCACUUCUUGGAGCCCUGGGGGGCGGACGCCCACAAGGUGCAAGUGGUCUACCAGCCCCUAACAGGCGAGCUAAAGGCAGGGCGUUCGCUGAAGAUCCACCUGCAGGUGACCUGCUUUGAGGUGGGGAUACUGGAGAAGGUGUUUCUGCGGUGUUUCAUUGGACCGGCGCAAGCCCCACUCCAAGUGCGGCUUUUGUGCCUGGUGGACUGCCUCCAUGUGUUCUUCCACCUGCCUGACACCGAAGGGGGGAAGGUGCUGUGGCCCCCCAAGGUGAUCUAUGAGUAUAGAGGGGAGUGGAGCAGUUGCUGUCUGUGUGAGGAGGAGGCGCCUCAAGCACAACCAGCGGAGCUCUGCAACCACACUGAAAAAGGGGAGGAAAUGGCAAAGGAACCAGGUCUCCUCAACACCCUGCUUAGUGCCGAUUCGGAGUUUUUCCUCCAAGAGAGUGUGGUGGAGGUCCAAGGAGUCCCAGCGGGAAAGCCAAGGAGAGUGAGGUUUUAUGUGGAAAACCUCACUCCCAAGGAGGCAAAGUACUGCGUCCAAACCACCAACUACCCAGCCAGAGGAUGCGUGAGGCCCACCCAACCAGCAGAAUCCCUCUGGCGGCACAUGAUUAAAGCUCAAAGGCACGGCAUCUUGGUGCAGCCCCAAACAGUAAGCGGCUGGCUUAACCAGCACCAACUCCUCCCAGUGGAUCUUUGGAUCUACUCCAACACCUGGGGGCUGUACAGUGAGGAGGUGGUCGUGGACUUGGAGGAUAUCGCCCCCUUCAGCUUCUCCCUGCUCGUUGAGGUGGUGGGGGGGCCACUGGAGCUCCCCCUAGCCAUGGGGCAGGUUCCCCAGCGCCCCACUGUGAGGUUAGGGGCAGUUUCCCUGGGCGUGGAGGGCCUGUCCAGGGAGAUUUUGGUGAAAAACACCUCCUCAGUUGAAGCCUCAGUGGAAUGGCGCGUGGUUUCCUCUGAAAAUGUUUGCGAGGACCUCAGUGCUACACCUCCAGAGGAGGCAGUGGGCCUGGAGGUGGCUUUGGGUGCAGGAGAGGGAUUGGAGGUGAAGGCUGGCGCUCAGCUCAGUUUACCCAUUCUGCUCAAGCCCUCCGCUUUGAGCUUGGAGGAGGAUCAGCAGGAGUUCCACUGGCUUCUGCUGGGGAGGAUUGUCCCAAAGGACCCAGUUCUCCGGUUGAAGCCCAGCUACUUCCUUAGACAGCCAGCAUGUUUGAGGGUGGAGGUGACGGCCACUUUGGUGCAGCCUCAGCUGCAGGUGGAGAUGUUGAGUGACUCCCCCGUGCGCAUCUACGCCAACCAGGUGGUUUUGGAGAGGUGCAGCAGCUUCCCCCUGGAAUGCCUACUCAAAAAUCCCACUCCCUCUGCUCUGGAGGUGGAGUUGCAGUGCUCAGACCCUCUCGCCUUGGGCCCUGCGGGGCCCAAGGUCCGCAUAGCUCCCCGGCAGUGCCGCAAGGUGCAACUGGAGUGCCUCCUCAGCUACGAGAAGAUCCUCAGGUGGGCCUCCCAGGUCUACAGGAGCAUGGAGGCAAAGGAGGUGGCCACGCCCAGAGGCUCAGUGGGGACGGAGGUGAAGCUGCACCCUGGGGAGGAGAGGAUGGUUGAGGAGGAGCACAAGGUGCUCACUCUGCAUCGGAAGCUCACCAUGUAUUUUGGAGGAGGAGCCGAAGGGGGAGACAGAAUGGUUAUGCCCAUUGACAUCAUGAUCUACUACCCGCACAUCCAGGUCAAACCGGCCCAUGUGAAGUUCGAUUAUGUGCUGCUGGGCCGCACCCAAAAGGCCAUCUUGACCAUCUACAAUCUGACGGGUUAUGCAGUGCUGUUUGARGUUUACAAAACAAUUGCUACGCAGGAGAUUUACGUCACGCCCUCUAGCGGCCGCAUCCCGGAAAGCGUGGGGGCGAAUCACAGCUUCAGCAUUGURAACGUGUUCUUCACACCCCAAGGGYGCCGCAGCUACAAGGAGAGCAUCAGAAUCGUCACUAAUAUCCCGCAAUAUUACGUCGAUGUGCCCAUCAAAGGGGCGGGGUCCUUUAAUGAGAAAUUCGAUUAAUUUGAUUGAGUUUGAUUAAAUUUAUUUAAUUAGU
Messenger RNA from Dendroctonus ponderosae (mountain pine beetle), 4450 nucleotides. RefSeq lists its product as uncharacterized. NCBI's taxonomy places the organism in Eukaryota, Metazoa, Arthropoda, Insecta, Coleoptera, Curculionidae. Bases 130 to 4416 code for a protein of 1428 amino acids. The transcript is spliced from 17 exons. The record is from RefSeq and is a predicted model, not a curated record. Gene Ontology annotation, biological process: negative regulation of cell population proliferation.